GUCGGUCCGGGGCCGCCAGCGACACCACCCGGCAUCUGCUUCGGCUCCUGCAUGAAGUCAAAUUAUCGAAAUGUGGCGACGUUUUCCAGACUUCGGGUCGUUGGCACAGCCACAACAUCCUGCUUGAGGACUCUCGUGCUGUCUUCACUACCUUUGCCGACGCACUGUAGACAUGGCUGACAGACGAUGCUUCGCGAUUUGCUUCUCUCCUGUGGGCACGCAGAGGAUGAGACGUUCAUGACAGUCGUUGUAGCUGAAGAAACCGAGCCUGAGCCGAUAUAUCAGGAUCCUUUCGAUGAUGUCUUCGGAUCAGCGCCCACCUCGCCAAGUAGGGAGCAUGGAGACGCACAAGUGGAUGUUGCAGCAGUAAACAGCGAGGGUAGUCUGGGACACCUGCUUUUGCAUCCCUCCGAUAUACCGCGCUUGCGAAGCAUCCAUGUCACGAGCGGUUACCGCGAGGGCAUUGCUGCAAGCAAGGAGCAGCAUAUGCAAGAAGGCUUCGAUGAAGGCUACAGCCUUGGUGCAGAGCUUGGCCUCAAGGCAGGCGGGUGUUUAGGAGCGCUUGAUGGAUUGUGCCGAGCUUUCCCAGCACAUUCGACGCCUUCUACGCAGGGUGUCAUCAACGGCGCAAAUGAUCGUGACCACCUUUGCAAGGUGCGUGAAGAGGUGCAUCAACUUCGACAGCAAGCAGAAGCGGAUCUGACGCUCGCCUCACUCUGCGGAUCAACGUACUUUGGAGAGGAUGGCAUCUGGUUGUACGAGGUUAUAGAGCUCCACCAUGAGCCAACAUUCGAACAGAUUGCGGCUGCUCAUCCGCUCCUAUUGCGGUGGAACCAUGAGACCGCAAGACUCAGUCAACAGCUCGGUCUCGCGCUUGAUGAUGUGGUGGAAGGGAAUGGAACAAUCUGAAUGAUGUUGCAAGCGGAAGUUCAGAACGCGAUUCCAUGGCGUGCCUUUCUGAACGGUGCUAACACCGGGCAAAGACACAUCACAUUCACGAGCCUAAGAAACACUAUGUGGCAGGCACGUUGAUGCCUACUUCUCUCCUGUUUGCACGACACC
Molecule: messenger RNA, 1062 nt
Organism: Baudoinia panamericana UAMH 10762
Lineage: Eukaryota; Fungi; Ascomycota; Dothideomycetes; Mycosphaerellales; Teratosphaeriaceae
Exons: 2
Coding region: 187-909 (240 amino acids)
Source: RefSeq, a predicted model, not a curated record